UAGAGAAGCCGAGCGAUAGCCAGCGAGACGACGCAGAAAAGAGCCACAGCAAUUCACAAAUCAGUCUUGGGAGCUGCAAUUGAGCCAUAAAGUCUGACACACGGAAUUCAGUUACAAGAAGAAAAAGAAGAGAAAGAUUCCAUAGCUGUCUGCAAAAAAUAAUUUUUCUCCAGCCUCUGAAGGUGUACCUAAGUGUCUUAAAGAAGACAUCCCUAUUGAGAAAUACGAUGGGACACAGGCAAUGGAUGGGAAUCCAAAGAAACCAGUGAUAUGCCCCCCAAAACGGGAUAUCAUCCUCCUUAUAAGCUCACAGAUGAAGAAAAAAUAAAAGCAUGAGCUGAUGAGGUCCUAAAAUUACUUUAACAUGUCCCUUCUUAGAAAUAUCAAAAAAUUAAACUGGGGAGACAUAUAAAGAAAAAAAGGAGAAAAUAGUGUUUGUAAAGGACCACUGAUUUUCUGAGUGGAAAAUGGCCAACAGUUCAAUGGAGUGCGGCGCAGGAAAAAAUUACAUUCAUUUCACGUAUGCUGUUACGUAUACUGUGAUCUUGGUGCCUGGUUUAAUUGGCAAUGUUCUUGCAUUGUGGAUCUUCUAUAUUUAUAUCAAGGAGACCAAAAAAGCAGUAAUCUUUAUGAUCAACCUGGCCUUGGCAGACUUAGCACAGGUUCUCUCUCUACCUCUCAGGAUCUAUUACUACCUGAAUGAUUCUUGGCCCUUUGGGGAGUUUAUCUGCAUGUUAUGUUUUUAUCUGAAGUACGUGAACAUGUACGCAAGUAUUUUCUUCCUGGCGUGUAUCAGUGUGAGGCGCUGUUUAUUCAUCAUUGACCCGCUGAGGUAUACUGGGGACUCGUUGAAGCGCAAAUGUGAUGUCUACAUCAGUAUUAUUGGAUGGUUUGUGGUCUGCUUGUCAUGUCUUUCAUUCCCUCUAAUGAGACGAGACUCUUCUAGCACUUCUUCCUGGAACAAAACCCAUUGCUUCACAGAACUUCCAGUAGCAAACCUUACACUUGGGACAGGGGUGACUAUGAUGAUUCUGGGGGAGAUGGUGGGUUUCCUUUUACCUCUUUGUGUGAUAUUCACCUGCUCUUGGAAAACUGCCAUGAGCCUCUUGGAGAAAAACGGUGUGCAGGACAGCGGAGAGAAGAAAAAAGCAUUUAAAAUGGUGCUGUGCUGUGCAAUUGUUUUCCUCAUCUGUUUUGCUCCUUACCACAUCACCUUUCCUUUUCAUUUUCUUGUUAGGUCAGGCAUGUUAUCCACAUGCUCAGCGAAGACUGUCAUUUUACAUAUCCACCCUAUAACUUUGUGCUUGGCCAGCAUGAACUCUGUACUGGAUCCUAUAAUGUAUUACUUUACCACAGAUGAGUUCAAAAGGAGGUUUUCAAGGCAAGAACUAUUAAAGAAUGGCCAGUUUCAGAGGAUUGUAUCCUGUCCAGUGGAAGAUGAUCAGAAUGUCACAGGCACUACUGAAAUUAUUCUGCUGGAAUCAUUGACUCCAGUACCAUCUGAAUCCUGAAAAUGUGAAAAAAGUUGGACCUGAGUACAGGUUUUAAAGACAAAUCUAUGUUGUUCAUCCAAACUUCAUUAAAGGCCUCAUAUUAACAAGACAGUGUUCCAUAAUCCGACAAAAUAUUGGACUCCCAUGUUUAAUGGUUUUUAAUUGUAACACUGUUUUAAGAUUAACCGUUGCCGGAUAUCCCUUUUUGAAUUAUAUGGACAAUGAAGUGAUCAUUUAUGUUCUGUCAAAUCAGGUUGUCUUCCAAAGCAGAAUCCUUCCAUUGGGGUAGUUGUGGAUUGAUACCAGGGAUUGCCCGUGUGAAUGUGAGUGUGCAGUGUAAUGGAUUGACACCCAGUCCAAGGUUAAUUAAUAACAUGCAACCAAAGCUACUGGGACAUGCUGAAUCCAUACAACCCUAAAUUGAAUGAAGCAGGUUUGACACUUCUACAUUCAUGGGAUUAAGUAAGUUCACCCCAUGAAAUUAUUUCUUUUUUAACAUACAGUAUAUAGAUAUAUCAAGAAUUGAUCUUCAUUUAAACCCUGUCUUUAGAUAAAGGUGAUGCAACUGGGGGAAAAAAAACAAUGGAAAUUUGACUAUGCCAUAUUUUAUUUAAUGAACAGUGAACAGAUAUGCCAUUUCUGUUUGUGGAAAAAAGUACACCCUUGGCUGUAAUAGCUGGCAUUGCCCUCCCCGUCAGAAGCAACCUCAAGUAGGCAUUUCCAAUAACUGCCUCUCUGGUUUCGACUGAGAGAAAGUCUUUCCCACUCCCCGUGCAGAAUUCUUCCAGCUGUGUGAUGCCUGAGGGGUGUCUUGUGAGCACUCCUUGUUUUGAUUUCUCCCAUGACAUCUUGAAAUAAUUUAGAUCCAAACUUUGGCUUAGCCAUUCAAGGACUCUCCGUUUCUUUCUUUUCAGUUAUUCCUUUGGUGGAUUGACUGGUAUGUUUAUGGUCAUUGUCAUAUUGCAACGUCAGCUUUUGGUUGAGCUUCAGUCUUGUGACAGAUGAUUUCACAGGUAAGCACCCUCUGCUACAAUGAAAAAUUCAUAGUGGAUAGUGGUAAGCAUGAUGAUGCAGCAUAGCAGCCCCGAACUGUAACAUUUCCACCACUAUGUUCUUCAGAUCAAAUGCUGUCAAAUAUGUCUUAUGAUAUUCUAGCAAAAUUACUCUAUCUAUACAUUGUUAGUCCAGAGCACAUUAUUCCCGACGUCCUAGUCCUUGCCUACUAGUUCAUGUGCAAACUUUAGUCUUGCCCUGAUGUCCCUUUCUGCACAGCAAAGAUUUCCCCCUGGCACACCUCCCAUGUAGAUUUAACCCGUGAUGCUUCUUCCUAAUGGUAGAUUCAUGCAUUUUGAUAUUAGCAGUGGCUAGACCUACCCGUGGACCACAAGAUGAAAUUCUGGCGUCCUUACAGACUUCUUUUAACAUCUUGCAUUCUGCUCUCAGGUUAGGCUUGCUGGGGUGGCCUCGUCUGAACAAGUUGGCAGCUUUUUCCAAGUCUCGUCCACUUGUAGAUGAUCUUCUAGACAGUGGAAUGAUGGAUUUGUAACUGUUUAGAGAUCUCUUAAAAUCAUUUCCCAGACUCAUAGGCAUCUACAACCUUCCUUCUGAAGGCCUCAGAGAGCUCUUCCCAUCUUAGCUUGGUGUUAACACACCCUUCAACAACAAGAAGCAAACCAAGCUAAAUGUCUGUGGUUUAAAUAAGACAAGGUCCUCUUUAACGAUGUUGUAAUCAUUUUCACCUUAUUGGGUGUUAUCUUGCGCCCAAGGCCAAGUUUAUUAGUGCGCCAACAGACUGUUCGGUAGCUAACCCAUGCGGCUGGGUUUUUCUCCACCUAAUGAUCUGAACGCCUAAUUCGCCUUAAUGAUGGCAUCGGCCCUGGUUCUAAUUUGAGAUAUUUGAGGUAGAGAUGAACGUCGGGGUGUUCUUACUUUUUCCACAUGUCAAAUUUGCAUUCAUAGGGGACUACAAAAUGUAAAUGUGGCAUGAUGUUUGUUAUAUCACCUUUAUCCAUGGAUGCUGUUUAAAUGAAAAUCAAACAUUGAUAUAUCCACAUUUGUUAAAAAACAAAAAAAAACUUUCAUGAGGCAUACUUAGAUUUUCAUAUGACUGUAUAUUGUGCAAUCACAACAUCACUGGUUAUCAUUUGAAUGAAGAAGACAGAGACAUACCACCUUUAAAUCAAGGACUACCUGUGGCCUUUUACCUUUCCGUUUUGUCUCAUCCAUGUAAAUUUCUGAGUUCGUGUUUUCGGAGAAAUGGCACAGUUUCUAUUAAUUUGAUGCUCUAUCCGCACAACAAUCAACUAAAGAUGAAAUACAAGUUGCAUAUUGUAUUGCUCCACAUACAGUUUCUGCCUUAAAAAAUGCCAUUUCUGGCUUACCUGGUUAUUUUUUAAUUUUAUGCUACUAAAAGAGAUGGAAGGUCCUAUUGCCUGGCUAAUUCAGGUACCGUUGUUUUCUAGAAAUUUUUCCCCCUUUGUAGGGCAAUCACGUGAAAUAUUCCCACUGGCGUUACCCAUAGCAUGCAAAUGCAGCAAAGCAUGGGAGAUGGAUUUACAAAUGCUGUGUAUUGUAUAAGGGUUCAGAACAGCAAAAUAAGAAUGGUCUUUGAUCAGCAACUAAUCUUUUGCUACACGGUGCACAGCAAUUCAUAUAAAGAUAAAGGUCCGUCAACUCCAAGCCUUUAUUUUAUUGCAUAAUGCACUUUAUCGUUAUUCGAGCUUUGCAUUUAGAAGUGUUAGAUGAUAUCAGGCAGAACAUUUGUGGCUGUUAAACCGAACAGCACUGUGAGGUCUCUCAUACCAGAGGAAGUAGCAUUAAAGACCAGGUUUACUUUAAAAUACAAAGCAGCACGUAUGGCGGGCUCCAUUUGCUCAUCAUGCAAAACAUUUCAACAUCUCACUACAACCUAAAAGAGAAGAUAAAAGAACAACCCUCUCUCAAGAGAAAAAAUAAGCUUUUUAUUUCUUUAGAUGAUACACAAAUGCCAAUUCCUUGACCACUGAUGUUUAUCUAAAAAGUUGCCCAAUACCAGUUAAGGAAUUGCUGUGUAAAAUUAUACUUAAAUUAUUUCCACAGAUUUUUUUUUUAGGAAACUUGCAAAGAAGUCAAGAAAAUGGUUGGCUGUUUAUCCGAGAAGUGUUUUGACUGAGAGCUCUGUAAUGAUUUUUGAUUAAGUGUCUAGUAGUAUUAAGAUUAAAGCAUUGUCUUAUAAAGGAAUAAUCAUUGAAAGGAAAGGAGGGCAUGUUAGCCCCCUGUACACCACUAAAGAAUAAACCUAAAAGCGGAGGUAACCUUUACAUCACAUACUCAUGUCUAUUUUACCUUUUAAUCAAUUACAGCAGUAUUGUUAAUUACAUUAUUGUGUUCUUGUUGUUCUCAAUGAAAUGUUUUUAAUUUUAAAACGUGUUUGUUAUAGGAUCCAGUGUGUGAAAGCCCUGAUUAUGUGUGUGUGGCUAAAACUAAGCACCAUGUUGUUACAGGAGACAAACGUUUGCACAAACCGUAUCCAUGUGAAGCGAGGCCUUUUUGUUUUAAAUGCUACUAAAGAACGUGUGCUGGUCCUUCACAGUUUCAGUCAAAGGACAAGCAAAGUCCAAGUGUGGUAUACCUAUAUAUGACUGAUUAAAACUGUGAAGAUGUUAAAAUGUCAUGUUAGGGUUUGUGAAAUUGUGUGGCAAUCCUUGCCUUCAACUACAAAAACUGUCAUUUUAUUGUGUUUUUUCCAAAGAUUUAUUUAACCGUUAUUUAAUGAAUAAAUAUUUAAAUACUUUCCUAAA
Molecule: messenger RNA, 5272 nt
Organism: Erpetoichthys calabaricus (reedfish)
Lineage: Eukaryota; Metazoa; Chordata; Cladistia; Polypteriformes; Polypteridae
Gene: gpr174
Product: G protein-coupled receptor 174
Exons: 2
Coding region: 468-1511 (347 amino acids)
Biological process (GO): phospholipase C-activating G protein-coupled receptor signaling pathway; positive regulation of Rho protein signal transduction
Cellular component (GO): membrane
Molecular function (GO): G protein-coupled receptor activity
Source: RefSeq, a predicted model, not a curated record